GUGUGUCUCUUACUCUGUGUGUGUCUCCAGGAUGGGCGCCACAGUCUUCGUGCAGCCGUUGGACCUGGUGAAGAACAGGAUGCAGCUGAGCGGUCAGGGCACAAAGGCUCGAGAGUAUAAAACCAGCUUCCACGCUCUGUUCUCCAUCCUGAAGAACGAGGGAGUCGGAGGCAUCUACACUGGUCUGUCUGCAGGUUUGUUGCGUCAGGCGACGUAUACGACAACUCGUCUGGGAAUCUACACCAUCCUGUUCGAGAAGAUGACCGGAGCUGACGGGCGACCGCCAAACUUCUUCCUCAAGGCUCUGAUCGGUAUGACAGCUGGAGCUACAGGAGCAUUUGUGGGGACGCCAGCAGAGGUCGCUCUGAUCAGGAUGACAGCUGACGGACGUCUCCCUGCAGACCAGAGGAGAGGUUACACAAAUGUUUUUAACGCUCUGGCUCGAAUCACCAGAGAAGAAGGCGUCACCACGUUAUGGAGGGGGUGUGUUCCCACCAUGGCUCGAGCAGUGGUGGUGAACGCAGCUCAGCUGGCCUCUUACUCUCAGGCCAAACAGGCGCUGCUGGACACAGGUUAUUUUGGGGACGAUAUUUUGUGUCACUUCUGUGCUAGUAUGAUUAGUGGUCUGGUUACCACGGCAGCAUCGAUGCCCGUUGACAUCGUUAAGACCAGGUGA
Molecule: messenger RNA, 676 nt
Organism: Epinephelus lanceolatus (giant grouper)
Lineage: Eukaryota; Metazoa; Chordata; Actinopteri; Perciformes; Serranidae
Source: RefSeq, a predicted model, not a curated record